GAGUAAGAAGAUAGGGACAUAAGGUGCCGCCAAUUCCAAAACCCAAACACUAGAUUCGACACUUACGCUAUUUUAAGAAGGUUCAAAAAUUGGAGGGUUCUUCAACAAAACAGGGAGAACAAAAACGAAGUAUGCAAUUCAGUUCUACCCUUGAGUCAGAUAAAGAUGGAUGUUACCAUCCACUUCCUGAUUCAAAAUCUUCUUCAACUUCAGAAACUGAUCUGAAAAAUGAGAGAAGAAACAAGGUAUGGCACAAGGAAGCUGGUGAAUGUGGUUUCCAAAAACCCAAGGUACUACAGGGUGUUUCAGCUCAUAGAAAGACUCGCAUUAACAAGUAUGCUUUUGGCGGUGCCAUUCUGGCCUCCACAAACUCUGUUCUCUUGGGCUAUGAUAUUGGGGUGAUGAGUGGUGCAGUGCUCUACAUCAAGGACAACCUCAAGAUCUCAUCAACAGAAGUGGAGAUCUUGGUGGGUUGCCUUAAUAUAUGUUCUUUGAUUGGAUCAUUUGCAUCUGGUAGAACAUCUGAUUACAUCGGCAGACGUUAAACCAUUGUUCUGGCUGCAGUCACAUUCCUCGUUGGUGCACUUUUAAUGGGACUCGCACCAUCUUUCAUACUUCUAAUGGCUGGAAGAGUAGUAGCUGGCAUUGGCGUUGGCUAUUCCUUAAUGAUUGCUCCAGUCUAUACUGCAGAGCUCUCCCCAGCCAUGACUCGAGGCUUCCUAUCCUCCCUUCCUGAAGUCUUCAUUAAUAUUGGAAUUCUACUUGGUUAUGUCUCCAACUAUGCUCUAUCGAGUCUUCCUGAGGAUAUAAACUGGAGACUAAUGCUCGGACUUGCAGCUUUGCCAGCUAUAAUUGUUGCUUUAGGUGUCCUGGUGAUGCCCGAGUCCCCUCAUUGGCUUGUCAUGAAAGGCAAGUUUAGUGAUGCAAAGCACGUUUUGAUAAAAACGUCAGACUCAAAGGAGGAAGCUGAAUUGAGAUUAGCUGAAAUGAUAAAAGCUGCUAAGGACUCGACCCAAGGAGCUGCUUUAAGCAAUUGGCGGGGGCAGGGUGCUUGGAAAGAGUUAUUGUGUAGACCAUCUCGCCCCAUUCGUCGUAUUCUCAUUGCUGCAAUUGGAGUUAACUUCUUCAUGCAGGCUUCAGGCAACGAUGCUGUUGUAUAUUACAGCCCUGAAGUGUUCAAGGACGCUGGAAUCCAAAGCAGGCAACAGCUUGUAGGUGUUACAGUGAUCAUGGGAUUAACCAAAACAUCCUUUGUUUUGGUUUCAGCUCUUUUCCUGGACCUGUUUGGGAGGCGGCCCCUCUUGUUGUUGGGCUCAACAGGGAUGGCUGUUUCAUUGGCUGCCCUGGGGAUGGGCUCAAAGUAUCUAGAGCAGUCAGAUAGCAAGCCUGUGUGGGCCAUUGCAUUGUGUAUAGUGGCCGUAUGCGCUGAUGUAUCCUUUUUUUCAAUUGGGCUUGGGCCAGUCACAUGGGUGUAUUCUUCAGAGAUAUUUCCAAUGAGGUUAAGGGCCCAGGGUUCAAGCUUGGCAAUAUCAGUUAACAGGUUGGUAAGUGGGAUUGUGGCCAUGACAUUUCUAAGCACUUCCAAGCUGAUCUCAUUUGGAGGAAUGUUUUUUGCAUUGGCAGGAAUUAUGGCAGUGGGUACAGUUUUCAUUUAUUUAUUUUUGCCUGAAACUAAAGGCAAGACCUUGGAAGAGAUUGGGGUUCUCUUUGAAGAUAAAAUCCCUGAGAACCAAACACGCUAUGUUUCUUAACUCAAAAGACAUGCAGUUCAAUUCCUUUUGCCUUUCCAAUUUGGAAGCGAAGGAGGUAAACACCUCUGUAUAAAAGCUUGAAACUUGAAGGGAUAUAUAGGUUGGAAUGUGAUGAAGCUGGUCAAGUCAUGAUUGUUGUUACUUUGUGUGGUCUCAUAUUGGAAAACUGUCAGAGAAUGGUCCAUUUUCAUUCCUGUACAGGUUGGAUCUUGGAAGAUCAAUACACAUCUGGUUUGGAUAAAUUUUGUGUUGAUAGGGUCCUCAUUUUCCAAUAAAUUCAGCACACAGCAUUUGCUGAGCGAUGAUCCAUUCUAUGGUCCCAACCUAAAAGUAUUGCUUUUCAAUCCCCACCUAGACGCAGUACCAUUGGGUCACUAAGGUACUUUUCACUUUCCAGUGAACUCCUUUAUGCAUGUCCAUGCUUUUAUGUUCAACUUGUCAUGUAAUUUUUGGAUUAGGGAUUUUAGAAUCUAUGGAUUUUGAAAAAAAUUCUUAAAUCCAUAGAUUGUGAAAUUAAUGAAAUUUAUGGAUUUCAUUAUUUGAAUUAAAAGAACAAGAAAAUAAAAUACAUGGAUUGAUGGUUCAA
Messenger RNA from Hevea brasiliensis (rubber tree), 2337 nucleotides. Its product is annotated as polyol transporter 5. Gene Ontology annotation, molecular function: carbohydrate transmembrane transporter activity. The transcript is spliced from 3 exons. Lineage: Eukaryota; Viridiplantae; Streptophyta; Magnoliopsida; Malpighiales; Euphorbiaceae. Gene Ontology annotation, biological process: transmembrane transport. Gene Ontology annotation, cellular component: membrane. The record is from RefSeq and is a predicted model, not a curated record.